CCUAGACCUUUCCUACUCACCCUCCCCCGAAAACAAUAACACAACAACAAUGUAGUUUGUUGGCUUACUCCCCGAGUAAGCGAAAACCCGACCCGAGUCAAGUAUGGGCACUGGGCAGGAAAAGUGACGUCACAGUGUAUUGGUUGUUACCUGAGCCUGACUACGCUCCAAAACUGCUUGCAGUGAAUCCAUCCACUUCUGACUUCCGGCCCCUGGCUGGACAGUCAUUGGGCUGAUUUUCAUUCUAGGUAAUGAUUUUGUGCCUCUUUAUACCCAAAGCUACGUAGUACUGAUCUUGGGCUCUUCUCACCGUUUCAACCAUCACCUCAUCCGUUAUGGCAUUCAAAAGCGGCAACAUAGUCCGCGUUUCGUGUCAGAAUUUCCUAACAUUUGAUAAUAUAACAGUAUGGCCCAAACCAUACCUGAACCUGAUUUUGGGUCCCAAUGGCUCUGGAAAAUCAUCAAUAUUAUGCGCAAUAUGUAUUGGAUUAGGGGGAAAGCCAGAGGUAACUGGCCGCUCCAAAAAUCUUGAGAGCUAUGUGAAGAAAGGAAAAGAUUUUGCUACAGUGGAAGUGGAACUUUUUGCUGAAAAUAAACCUAAUGUUGUCAUAAAGCGGGAAUUUGGCAACCAUGUUCGCUGGUACUUGCAAGGGAAGCCAGUUUCAAAAAAAGAGAUUUCCAAUGCUGUGGAGAAUAUGGGCAUACAAAUAGACAACUUGUGCUCAUUUCUACCACAAGAUCGUGUAGCAAAUUUUGCACGUAUGAACGCAAUUCAUUUAUUGGAAGCCACAGAGAAAGCUGUAGGUGACCCUAAACUUUUUGAGUACCAUGACUUGCUUCGUAACAGUGGUUCCAGGAUGCAAGAAGUAAAGUCUAAGGUUCAACAGUUGAAAAAUGAAAUUGACACAUUAGAAAAGCAGAAUGCACGUUUGAAAACCAUGGUGGACAGUGUUCAAGAAAAGAAGAAACUGGAGGAACAAAUAAAGAAGUUGGAGAAACAAAGAAUUUAUCAUCGCUAUGAGAAAAAGAGGCAGAAUACCAUUUCUUUGCGGACUGAAAUUGCUCUGUUAGAUAAGGAGAUUAAACAUGAAAAGAAACUGUUAGACCCUCUGAAUAAGCAGAUUGAAGAAUGUAAAGAAUCCAGUUUACUCCAGAAAAGGGCAUUACAUACUAAGAUUGCAAAAUCUCACGAAGCCCUUCAAAAGGUUAAAGAUCUUCGCACACAAGAAGAUAAAUUGUCAGAAGAUAUAAAAGCAACAGUCUUUGAUUUCAAUACCAAAAAAGAAGCAGCACAGCAGCAGAGGAUGGACCUUGAAAAUUUCAGAAGACAAUUGGAUGUUUUAGAAAGGCAAUUUGAGUCUUUACCUGCUGCUGAUGAAGAAGAGAUCCGUAGAAAGUUGCAGGCACUAACUCAGGAUGUUUCUUCUGGGUCAACUAAGCUAGGAGAUAUUUGCAAUGAAAAAGAUGAAUUAAUUGCAGAAAAUCAAGACACUAAAAGGCAGAUGAAAAAUUAUCAGGCUCGGGUAGAAGCUGCUCAGGAUGUGACACAACAGCGAUUUGAACUUCUGCGACAAAAGAAUGUUGAUGCCUUCAAAGCAGCAAAAUGGCUUAAGGAUAAUGAAAAUAAGUUUUCUUCUCCAUUUUACAUGCCGAUUUGUAUUUUGAUAAACUUAAGAGAUCCAGCAUUUGCUGAUUUUGUAGAAAGUACAAUUAGCCAGAGUGAUCUUGUAGCUUUCGUUUUUGAAGAUAAGGACGAUAUGAAUAAAUUCAAGUCAAUGAUGGACAGAUUGAAAUUGAGAGUCAAUAUUAUACAUUCUGUCCCUACUGAGUUGUCAUCAUACAGGCCACCUUUUCCAUUGAAUGUAAUAAGGAAGUUGGGAUUUGAUACUUACAUGUCAGAUGUAAUAGAUGCACCACCUGCUGUGCUUUCCUAUUUGCACAAAACUUACUCCAUUCAUAGUAUACCUAUUGCAAGAAAAGAAAAUAUAGAAUAUGAUGCUUUGCCAGAUAAAGUAUCACUCUUUUUCAUGGGUAAAUUAAGAGUACAUCGUAGUCGUUCACGAUAUGAUAAUGAGCCUAUUACGGAAAGUUCAACAGUGCGAGAGGGAUCAUUACUGAAAAUUAUUUAUGACCAAGGGCUUAUCCACCAUUGUAAGCAAGAGAUCCUAAAAUGCCAGGAAAGGCAUGCAGCUAAUGAAAAAAAGAUUGAAGAACUGAAAAAUGAGGAGAGAUCUCUAAGUUCAAAAUUAGAAACCUGGAGAAAUAACAAGCAGGCGCUCAUGUGCCGUGAACAGGAAAGAAUUCAACUGCAGAAAAGGAUCACUAUGAAACGUGAUCAAGUCAAGAAGUGUGAAAACCAAAAAUUUAACGAAACUGAAGAGGAAACAAAGAUGCAGGCUAAGUUAUUAAAAAUGUUCAAAUCAAGACUAACUUGUUUGAAGGAGGCUGCAGAUUUUGUUACUGAUAACACUCUUGAAGAUUAUUAUAAAACAAUAGGUCACAAGAAAUCCAUAGAACUAUAUGUAAAGAAUAUGGAGGAUAUAAUUGAUCACAAAGGAGAAAAAUUGAAAACACUGGAGCAAGACAGGCUGCUUAAAGAAGAAGAAAGGUUAACGUUGAGGAAUGAAGCUAAGGAUCUUUUGGCUCAGUUGUGUAGUGCAUUGCAAGUGAAGACCUAUGAUGGAAUAUCACGUGAGCUAAUAGGAGAAUUCUCUCAAAUGACAGAUGAAGAAACUGACAAUCAGCUUUGUGACUUGAAAGCAAGACGAGACUGUCUUAAUACAGCAGAUGAACAGGAAAUCAGAGAUUACAAUGACCGUGAAGCGACCAUAUUAACACUGCGUCAGAAGUUAAAAAGUUUGCAAGACAAAAAUUUCCAGCAACAUGAUGAACUAGAGAAAGUUCGUUCUAAGUGGCUGCCAUCUGUAACUGAACUUGUACAAAACAUAAGUUCAAGCUUUACGAGCUUCAUGCAACGUUUGGGUUGUUCUGGAGAAGUGGACUUGAUUCAUGAUGCUGAAGAUGACUAUAGUAAAUAUGGUAUAGCAAUAUUAGUUAAAUUCCGUGGAACAGAUAAACUUCGCAUUUUAACAGCUCAGCAUCAGUCUGGAGGAGAACGGGCGUUAGCUACUGCACUUUACAUGCUCUCUCUUCAGAAUCUGACGUCUGUUCCUUUUAGAUGUGUCGAUGAAAUUAAUCAGGGCAUGGAUCCAGUGAAUGAGCGUAUGAUGCUUUCAAUGUUGAUAGAAACAGCAGCAAGAGAAGAAUCGAGUCAGUACUUCUUUGUUUCCCCUAAGCUUUUGCAAGGAAUGAAGUACAGCAGUCGCGUGAACACUAUAAUAGUGUACAAUGGAUUCGUGAAUGAUCCGAAGUUGCAGAUGUCGGUUAAAGACUUGAUAAAACUGAAAAAAAAGAAGAGUAAGGGCAGUUCAGAUAUGUAAUCAUUACAUCAGCAUUGAGUUUAUUUUGAUGGAAAUUACAGGCCAACCCUGUAAUCAGUGUAUUCCAAUAUGAUGUUAUUUGUUUUCAGUGUUUGAACUUGUCACAUUACUGUAUUGAGUUAUUUUGUUGGAAAUUACAGGCCAACCCUGUAAUCAGUGUAUUCCAAUAUGAUGUCAUUUUGUCCAUGAAAAAAGUUAACUUUUUGAUCGUGAAUGAUUGAUGUACUUUUAUAAUUAAAUUGACAGUAUUAUUUUCACUAUGUUUCUAAGAAUGCUACCAAAUA
This is a messenger RNA of Macrobrachium nipponense, 3724 nucleotides long. RefSeq names its product structural maintenance of chromosomes protein 5-like. Gene Ontology annotation, biological process: double-strand break repair via homologous recombination. NCBI's taxonomy places the organism in Eukaryota, Metazoa, Arthropoda, Malacostraca, Decapoda, Palaemonidae. The transcript has 24 exons. Gene Ontology annotation, cellular component: Smc5-Smc6 complex; nucleus. The record is from RefSeq and is a predicted model, not a curated record. Gene Ontology annotation, molecular function: ATP hydrolysis activity; single-stranded DNA binding; ATP binding. The coding region runs from base 336 to 3440 and encodes 1034 amino acids.